Molecule: messenger RNA, 1530 nt
Organism: Hemibagrus wyckioides
Lineage: Eukaryota; Metazoa; Chordata; Actinopteri; Siluriformes; Bagridae
Product: protein SIX6OS1
Exons: 15
Coding region: 184-1530 (448 amino acids)
Biological process (GO): oogenesis; homologous chromosome pairing at meiosis; spermatogenesis
Cellular component (GO): central element
Source: RefSeq, a predicted model, not a curated record
UUAAAUUUAUUAAAGUAGUAAUAUUUAUUUAAGUUGUAAUGUGAAUUGAGGGUGCGCGUGAGGGUGACGUUUUUCUGUGAGACCGUUAGCAUCUUGAAAACAAACAAACAAACAAACAAAAAUUAACAGUAUUUAACGGGACAUUAGUAAAUAAUUGAGCGCCUUUUAUAAUAUCAGGACAUAAUGGAAGGUCAGUCCGGUUUGGGAAAUUUGGACGACCUUAUGCUGCAGUUAGCUUUAGACAUUCGAGAAUGUGACCAGAAGAUGGAUGACCUUACACAACAAAUUCAAAUUUGUGAAGCGGCCAUAGAAGAAAAGAAGAAAUUCUUUAAAGAAAUUCAGAAGGCCAUAAAGAAACUAGAGGAGCAAAUCGAGCAAAAACAAAACACAGUCAAAUGCUACAAAGAAAAUGUGAAAAGUCUUUGUAGAACAAGUGAUCAUCUAAUCCAGUAUGAGACGAUGCUGGAAGCUGAGCUUGAAAGAAUACAGGAAAGCUGUAAUCAAGAAAUGAAGCUGUUUAAGGAAAGAAUGGAAAACUACUGGAAAAUAUUUCAGCAGCAAAAAGAGGAGUAUUUGCAGAAUCCGCUAGCCGCAAAGCUCAUAAAGAGUCAGGCUCAGAUCGAAGAAAUUGAAGGGAGUAUCCGAGCUUUAGAAGAAGAAAUAAUAGCAAAAGAAAAAGAGUUAAAAGCUCUGCAAGAGGACAAUGACAAAUGUGACAGUGUUCAGGAACGUGCUGAAACAAACCAACAACCAGCACCGUUAUCUGAGAGUGAUGCUCAGUCUGAAGUUGCUGUAACAUCUCAAGAUCCUCAAGCACAGGGUACGAAAACUGAGCGAGAGGAUGUUCAAAUUGAGAUGGAUGAGAAGUCUUCGGAGAACAAUCAGGCCCAAGCAGAUGGUGGUGAUGAGUCAAAUUCAUCUGGAGUGGGUGUAAUUGGUAGCACCAUAUGGGCAAUCUCAGAAAUAAGAGACCAUAGUCAAGGAUCAGACCAGAAUGAAAAAGAACAACCAGCUGAAGUGGACAUGAAUAUGAACACCUCAUGUGUGUCUGACACAAUGGAGGACACGAUGGAGGCUGAGGAGCAGCAGGAAUGUGCAGAAGCUAAUGUGGAGGAGGGCGGUAACGCUGGAGCAGUGUGUCCCCCAUCAUCCCCCAUCCUCAUGAGGGCACUGGAUAUGCCACCUUUCAGUCUAAUUAGCAGUCCCAGUAAAUCUCAGGGUCACCAGGAAACACCAGCAUUCGUGUUCUCCAUGAACUCUGGACCUAACACACCUACAUUCUCUGGCUUCGACUGCAACGUUGAAGUGGGACAGAGCCUACAUGAGGAGUCACCUUUCACAUUCUCCAGCUCUUAUUUCAGCAAGAAAUCACCUGAAACAAAGCUUCCAGGAUUUCUGUUCGAUGAAUCAGAGGAGAGUCACGCAGAGGACGAAUUUGCUUUUUCUUUCAGCUCUAAGAGCCCUCAGCCCAGAGAGUCAGCAGGGACUGGAGACACUUUCCCUUUCUCCUUUAGCUUUGGAAAAUUUUAA